This is a messenger RNA of Closterium sp. NIES-67, 1091 nucleotides long. Lineage: Eukaryota; Viridiplantae; Streptophyta; Zygnematophyceae; Desmidiales; Closteriaceae. The record is from the annotation of a GenBank genome assembly.
GUAGAAACAAUGGAGGCAAAUGCAAAAAACCAGGGCUGAGGCAUAUUGCAACGGCAACCAGCAAUACCAUCCCAUACGUUCUCCAUCCCCUUGAUUUUUCUAGUUGUUAUCAGGUCGCAUAGGAGCGUCCUUAGCGAGUGACAUACUCCAAGUACUUUUAUGUGCGAGUUAUCCGGUUGAACCCUCUCAGAUCCUAGACUCCCUCGGCCACCACGCUGAAGCUGUUGCCAUAGCUAAUAAAGUUGUUCACAGAAAGACGCGUAUUCAGCGCCUAGUGCUGUUAAGGAUGCACUAGAUUAGUGUUCGUCGGAACGUACUGUUGUUCCCGUAAGGUAGGUUAGUCCACCAUGGGGAAUUCCAGCAGCAUAUCGGCUGCUGCUGUCGAGGAGGCCAAAAUCCAGACUCACAUGACUGAUGAAGAAGUUCAAAGGCUUAAACGGAGAUUUCAGAAGUUCGUCGGGAAGCGGCAAACUGAAGCGACACUUGAAGAGUUCUCUUCCCUUCCAGAAUUAUCCAAUAAUCCAUACGUUCCUCGUCUAUUCGCGCUUAUGGACCUAGAUCGCAACGGUAAAAUCAAUUUCUUGGAGUUCUGCCUUGGCAUGGGAAUGUAUCGUUCAUUGAGGAAAACGAGAGAUGGAAAAGUACAGUUACUCAUGAAGCUUCAUGAUCGCGACAACGACGGAAAGCUUUCGGUUUCAGAGCUCACGGACCUGUUAUCUGUCACUGCUGGAAAGAGUCUAUCUGCAGAGCUACUGAGUCAGGUUGCGAGUUCUCUUCUUUCUGCUUACGACGUAGAUAAGGACGGUACCUUGAGCAUCCAAGAGUUUUCUUCUCUCGUAGCAGCAACAGGAAUGAGCAAAAGCCUUUGAGCUGACAUGUCCGUUAGGACGCUCUUGUUGCAUUUGCUCGAGGUAUUAUGUGUAGAUCCAACCAAUUAUUAAAUCGUAGAAUCAACCGUAUUGUGCAGACGGCAUGUAAUGUUUAUGCACAGCAUCCGUUUGGGCAAGUGUGACGUGUCUAUAUCUAAAGCGAUUGUUAAAACUUUGUGUGAUUUAGGGGAAUAUUUGUUGUACUAAACGAAGUUGGUGUUA